AUGUCUAGAAUAUACAGAAACCCCGGCCCAGAACCUUUCGUGGAUGUUCCAAAACUAGACCUGUUGACAUUGUUGUUUGAAUCUGAGCAUAGCGUUGCGGCCAUUUCUCCAGAAGACAUUGUCCUUCAUGUCGACGCAGAUAACCCGUCAAACAAGGUAACGAGAAAUGACCUCCGCGAUCUGCUGCAACGCAUUGCGCAUGGUCUAAGGCAUAAUUACGGGAUCGGCGCCAAUGACCCGAACAAGGAUGUUGUAACGGUCAUAAGCUACGGUCAGCCGCUCGUUGCCGCCGCCUUCUUUGGCGUUAUAGCUGCGGGAGGAGUAUAUUCGGCGGCAAGCCCUUCAUCCACGGUCGCAGAACUCGCACGGCAAAUCACAAUCGGAACCAGCAAUCUGAUCAUCUGUAGUGUUGAGUUCAAAGAGCUGGCCACGCAGGCAGCAAAGCAGUGCAACGUGCCUCUCAAUCGGAUCCUGGUUCUGGAAUCCUCGCCCUGCUGGCGAUUAUCAAGCUUGUAUGGUGGCAUCAACGCAAUCUCCGAAGACAAGCUUCCAUGGGGAAAGAUAACAGAUCCCAAGUUACUCAAGACGAGCCUCAUCACGAUCCUAUGGUCCUCUGGCACUACGGGCCUCCCCAAAGGUGUCAUGCUAUCUCAUGAGAAUAUGGCACAAGAGGUCUACCUCCUAUCACUUCCCGGGCGAGCUUGGGCCGCAAAGCAAAUUGAAGCAGGAAAAGAGCUCAAACCAUUCCGCGCCCUGGCCCACCUACCGAUCAGCCAUAUCGCUGGGCUGUUUGGAUACCUCGUUAUCCCGUUCUACUCAGGUGGGGUGGUCUUCUGGAUGCGUAAGUAUGAAUGGGCGAAGCUCCUAAAGCACGUGAAGGAACAUGAAAUCACCCAGUUCUACACCGUUCCGUCGAUCUUCUUGCGCAUUUCCAAGUCUCCUGAUGUCAAGGAUCAUUUCAAAAUGGUCGAUGGCGCGUCGACGGGAGCUGCACCUAUGGAUGGUGUCCUUCAGACCGCUGCUAAUGCCAAGCUUGGGCAGGGAGAGACGAAAAUUGGACAGACGUGGGGUUUGAGUGAGACAACAGGGGCAGUAACGAUGAUGCCCAGAGGUCAAAGCGAUGUCACGGGCAGCAUCGGCCUGGUGAUGCAGAAUGUCGAGCUGAGGAUGGUGGACGACGACUACAACGACGUAGAGCCAGGCCAGGAAGGCGAGAUGCUGGUGCGGAGUCCACUAGUCACCCAGGGAUAUUUCAACAACCCACAAGCAACCAAAGACGCCUUCCACGGAGACUGGUUCUGCACCGGCGACAUCGGGAUCAUGAGAGAUGGCAAGUUCUACAUUGUCGAUCGCAAAAAGGAGCUCCUCAAAUACAAAGGCCUACAAGUCGCGCCAGCCGAGAUCGAAAACGUGUUGUUCACACACCCGAAAAUCCAAGAAGCGGCCGUUGUGGGUGUGAAUCUGCCCGACGAUCCCGGCACGGAUCUUCCACGGGCGUAUGUGGUCGCCGAUCCCGCGCAGGUCUCCGAGGACGAGAUCAAGGAGUUCGUCAAGCAGCGCCUCGCGCCGUACAAGCAGCUGCGUGGCGGGGUGGUCUUUGUGAAUGAGCUACCCAAGAAUGCGAUCGGGAAGUAUUUGAGACGCGAGCUGAGAGAUCGCGCGAAGAAGGAGCUCGGAUUAGGAGCAGCUGCGAAGCUUUGA
This is a messenger RNA of Exophiala aquamarina CBS 119918, 1701 nucleotides long. RefSeq lists its product as uncharacterized. The coding region runs from base 1 to 1701 and encodes 566 amino acids. Gene Ontology annotation, biological process: secondary metabolic process. NCBI's taxonomy places the organism in Eukaryota, Fungi, Ascomycota, Eurotiomycetes, Chaetothyriales, Herpotrichiellaceae. Gene Ontology annotation, molecular function: CoA-ligase activity. The transcript is spliced from 5 exons. The record is from RefSeq and is a predicted model, not a curated record.